CCAACUGUAUCCAAGGAGUUGAAAUAAAAAGAAAAGUCAGAUGAGUCUCUUUAAAUGCUUCUAGUUGUUAGUUCGGUUCCUCUAAACUGCACUUAAUAAUCGGACAAAGACACCGUUUCACAAUUCACAUUUUUAUUAUUGCUCCGAAGCAAAGCAGAUCCAAACACACACAUAUAUAUACUUGCAUCAAUCUUCCUCUUGUAUAAACCACCACAUUAUACACAUACACAUUCUCAUCAACACAUACUUAUAUAUAUACAAAUUUGUAAUGAGUUGUGGUGAAGGGUUUGUUUGGAAACGAAGAGGGAUGUCAAGUGAAGAUCAGAUGGACGAAACUAGUUCGAUAACAAGCAAAAUCAUGAUCAUGAGCAACAAGAGUACCAAGAAGAAGAAGAAUCAGAAGAAGAAAAUGAAUAAGAUGAGGGAGACUAAUGCUGCAAAAAGCGGUGGUUGUAGUAGUUGUGAUCUAGUCUCAUUUGAUGAAUUGCCGGAGUACAUGAAAGAUAAUGAGUUCAUCCGUGAUUAUUAUAGAGCUGAUUGGUCUCUUAAACAAGCUCUGUUCAGCAUUUUCCGGUGGCAUAAUGAGACUCUUAACGUCUGGACGCAUCUAAUCGGCUUUGUACUAUUCGUGGGACUGACAUGCUCAAAUCUGAUGCAUGUUCUGCCUGUGGAUCAACUUCUCAACAUAUUUACCACCUGGUCUUUUCCACUAGGUCCAGAGGUAAAUGUUUCUCAUAAUUCCAAGAAUUUCUUCUCUGAUACAACAGAAUUCAUUGAUUUGAAGCAUUCAUCAUCAUUGGGUAUGCAAAUGACUCCCACAAAACUAGAAGCCACACGGUGGCCAUUUUUCGUGUUCCUUGGAGGCUCCAUGUUCUGCCUCCUCUCGAGCAGCAUUUGCCACCUCUUUUCCUGCCACUCCCAUCCCCUAAACGUCCUAUUACUCCGAAUAGACUAUGUUGGAAUCACAGUAAUGAUCAUCACCUCUUUUUUUCCUCCAAUCUACUACAUCUUCCAGUGCACCCCACAUUGGCAAUUCCUCUACCUUGGUGGCAUCACAGUCAUGGGCAUUUUCACUAUCAUAACAUUGCUCUCACCAGUCUUUUCCACAAGUAAAUUCCGAGCAUUCAGAGCCUCACUCUUCGUGGGAAUGGGGCUGUUUGGCCUAAUACCUGCAGUUCACGCAAUGCUAGUGAACUGGCAUGAGCCUAGCAGGAACAUCAUACUCGGUUACGAAUUGGCCAUGGCGCUUUCCUACCUAAUUGGCACGGUCUUCUACGUUAGCCGAAUUCCAGAGAGGUGGAGGCCAGGGUGGUUUGAUCUAGCAGGACACAGCCACCAGAUAUUUCAUGUGUUUGUGAUCAUGGGCGCAUUGUCACACUAUGGAGCUGCACUUGUAUUCCUGGAUUUUCGCAGCAAGAUUGGCUGUGAAGUUAACAUGUAACUCUUUAUUGUUGCAUUGCUCACAAUAUGGUGGCGCCUUAACUUAUAAAAGGUGUGACCUGUAGGUGUAGUACAAAUUGAUAUUCUUUAUGUUGUAUUUAAGUUACAGAGGAAUUGUUAUGUUCAUUACAAGAAUCAAGGGACCAGAUAUUAUAUACAGUGUGUUUUGGUUGCAUUUC
Daucus carota subsp. sativus is the source of this 1619-nucleotide messenger RNA. Its product is annotated as heptahelical transmembrane protein 1. The record is from RefSeq and is a predicted model, not a curated record. Bases 269 to 1441 code for a protein of 390 amino acids. The transcript has 4 exons. Gene Ontology annotation, biological process: response to hormone. Gene Ontology annotation, molecular function: signaling receptor activity. Gene Ontology annotation, cellular component: membrane. NCBI's taxonomy places the organism in Eukaryota, Viridiplantae, Streptophyta, Magnoliopsida, Apiales, Apiaceae.